Molecule: messenger RNA, 906 nt
Organism: Lachancea sp. 'fantastica'
Lineage: Eukaryota; Fungi; Ascomycota; Saccharomycetes; Saccharomycetales; Saccharomycetaceae
Source: the annotation of a GenBank genome assembly
AUGCUUGCAAGAAAUCGCAUUUUGGUAGCUCUGAGAAGGGCCAAUCAGUAUCCUAUACUUGGAAAUAGGCUGUUGUCCAGUUCAGCAUAUCUUCAUAACAAGCCAGCUGAUAAAAUAACUAAGCAACCGCCCAGUGGCGAAGCUGAGGUACCCAAGCGUAAACCUCUGAGUAGAAUCGCUAUAGGUGGGACCACGAAGCAGUCGCAGCGCGAUAGCGGCGGUUCUAUCGAGUUUGCAACGUGGAAAGCAGCGGCACUUCUGGUGACUCUUGGUGGAACAUUGUACUACUUUUUUGCUAAGGAGAAACGGAGAUUGGAGAUUGAAAAGGAGGCAGAAGCCAACCGAGGGUACGGGAAACCUUUAGUCGGCGGACCGUUCAAGCUAGUGGACUUUAACGGCAACGAAUUUACUCAGGAAAACCUCAAGGGCAAAUUUUCCAUUAUAUACUUUGGAUUUUCGCACUGUCCCGACAUUUGUCCCGACGAACUGGACAAGUUGAGUGUCUGGCUCGAUGAGCUGAAAAAGAAAGGAAUCGAGUUGCAGCCCAUCUUUAUAACAUGCGACCCCGCCAGAGACCCUCCAAAGGUGCUGAAAGAGUAUUUGAGUGAGUUCCACCCAGAUCUCAUUGGCCUUACCGGAGAUUACAACGCUAUCAAACACGCGUGCAAACAGUAUCGUGUGUAUUUCUCCACGCCACCAACGCUCAAACCAGGCCAGGAUUAUCUGGUGGACCACUCCAUUUUCUUCUACCUCAUGGACCCCGAAGGCCAGUUCAUCGACGCUUUAGGAAGACAGUACGAUGAGAAAACAGGAGCAGAAAAGAUACAAGAACAUGUCAAGGCGUUUGUGCCCAAGGAAGAACGUGAAAAGCGGAAAGACAAAUGGUACUCGUUCCUUUUCAAUUAG